UGCGUUUUCCGCACCGUCAAUCAAAAUAGAAAAAAAUUGACUAGAAUCACCGUUUUCAGCUUGCCUUCGAUUAACGUAAUCAUGUUUGGCGUGUGAUAAUACCGGGAUUCUGCGAAUUUAAAUAAUUCACGCAAUGACUGUUUAGCCAACAGUAAACGUUAGCCUGCAUGCUAGCAACAACAAUUAUCACAAAGCUAUGUAUGAUUCGUAGCUAAAUGGCUUCAGUUUGAUCAUCAACUCCACACCGCAAAUGUAACGAAGCCCCAGAGCAGCCAGUGAAACAAGAGGAAAUGGCUGCCUUGGACAGCUGUCAACGCGAGUUUCUGCAGCAAGACGGUGGCACAGGAGAUCAGGACACUCAGCCAUCACCGCUCGCUCUGCUGGCAGCUACCUGCAGCAAGAUCGGGUCGCCAUCGUCAGAGAGGGAUAACGGUGCUGCCGCUGUAGUGACUACAAACCUAACAUCCAUCCAGUUAACAGGGAACCCAGAUAGAUGGGAGGUUUUGACCCCCACAACAACAGUGAACGAGGAACCUGGCGCGGUCCAUAUCCAGACUCAGCGGAUUAUGACAUCAAACGGACAGUAUGUUCUUCCUCUCCAGAACCUUCAGAGCCAACCGAUCUUUGUGACAUCAGGAAGCGACGCCUCCGCCAACGCAGUGCCUAACAUUCAGUACAUUCAGACAGCUGAUGGACAGCAACUAAGCUUCUCCACCUCCUGUGUGGAGGGGGCCACUCUGAGCCAAGAUGCCACAGGGCAGAUCCAGAUCUUGCCUGAAGGAACUCAAACUAUAAGUGUGACAGGGGCUGGAGACAUCCUUACUAACAACCAAAACCUCAUAUCACAGACUGGUCAUGUCCAGCAGAUCCAGGGUGUUUCUAUCGGCAGCUCCACCUUUAACAACCAGGGACAGGUUGUCACAAAUGUGCCUAUGGGGUUGCCAGGGAACAUCACCUUUGUCCCCAUUAACAGUGUGGACUUGGACUCUCUGGGCCUCUCUGGUGCUCAGACUAUAGCAACAGGGGUCACUUCUGAUGGCCAGCUAAUCAUGACCAGUCAGCCUGUAGACAGUUCUGAGAGUUUGGAGAAGACAGCUGACCAGCUCUCGCAAACUCUAUCUGUAAAUGACUCGAAUGCUAACUCAGAAAUGUAUCUACCAACAUCCUCGGCCCAGCUGCCUGAGAGCAUAGAUGAGCCGGGUGUUCUGACCCAAGCCACAGAGCAGACAGAUCCCUCUGGUCUCCAGGAGGGCUACGUUCAUCAGAACCAUGUUCAGAACAUCCAGGUCUCCUCAGGCCAGUCCAUCAUCCAGCUGCAGCAAGUGCCGGUCCAGACCAGUGAUGGUCAGGUGGUGCAGGCAGGAGGGGGGCAGAACGUGCAGCUCUUCAACCCAGGGACCUUCAUCAUCCAGGCCCAGACCGUCACUCCCUCAGGCCAGAUCCAGUGGCAGACCUUUCAGGUGCAGGGGGUCCAAAACCUGCAGAACAUCCAGCUGCCCACCAACCCAGCCCAGCAGAUCACCCUGGCCCCAUUGCAGGCCCUGUCUCUGGGCCAGGGAGGAGCGCAACAGAUCCCCAACCUGCAGACUGUGACUGUUAACUCUUUGGCCCAGACAGGCAUUCAUUUCCAACAGGCAGAGGACACCGACAGCCCUGGAGAUAUCCAGAUAAAGGAGGAGCCGGACUCAGAGAACUGGCAGCUGGGCAGUGACUCCACUCUGAACACCAGUGACCUGUCCCACCUGCGGGUCAGGCUAGUGGACGUGGAGGACCAGCUCGACGAGGGGGGCAAGAGGCUACGAAGGGUGGCCUGCACCUGCCCCAACUGCAAAGAGGCUGGAGGGAGAGGAUCCAACAUGGGCAAGAAGAAGCAGCACAUCUGUCACAUUCCGGGCUGUGGGAAGGUGUACGGGAAGACAUCCCACCUGCGAGCGCACCUGCGCUGGCACUCAGGGGAGCGACCCUUCGUCUGCAGCUGGAUGUACUGUGGGAAGAGGUUCACGCGUAGCGACGAACUGCAGAGACACCGGAGAACACACACAGGGGAGAAGAAGUUUGUUUGCCCGGAGUGUUCCAAGCGCUUUAUGCGGAGCGACCACCUGGCCAAGCACAUUAAAACGCACUUGAACAAGAAAGGAGUCAUGAACUCUGUGAGCAGCGCGGUGGUGGCCUCCAUGGAGUCUGCGGGUUCGUCAGACAGCAUCAUCACGGCUGGCAGCACCACCCUCAUCCUCACCAACAUCCAGCAAGGCUCCAGUAACGCCCAGGACAUUCUGGCCAACGCUGAGAUCCCCCUGCAGCUAGUCACCGUAGCAGCCGGAGAAGUCUUAGCGGUGGCCGAGUCACAGUGACACUCAUUAACGCUUCAUGAACUUCUUCAUCGCUAAUGUUCCCUGCUUGUUUUUAUUUUUUAUAUAUACAUACAUGAAUAUAUAUUAUAUUUUUAAGAAGAAUGAUAGCAUUAAAUGUGGUUCCAAUACAUACCCACUAAAAUGCCUUAUUUUGUAUCAUAUUGUGGAGUUGAAAAGGUGAAAUGGCGUGUGGUUUUUAAGAUACUGUUAAUUACUUCAAGGUUUGAGUUAAAUGUGUAUAAAAAAUAUUGGUACAGAAAUGAAGUGAUUGGAUAUUAGGUCUGUCAGAUUCCUUUAAGCAAAACAUUUAGUUAACAUUGAGUGUGACUCCUGUUAUUUUCCUGAAGUAAGUUAUUUCUUACGUCCAGAUGUGUCAUCAUGUAAAUGUUGUAAUGUAAUUGAACUUUUUUUUGUCGUAUGCAGUUCUUAACCCCCCAGUUGCAUUCUGAAUAAUAUUGCAGGUGGCAUAAAAGAAAACAAUUGUCUAUUUAAAAUGCUGUAUAAUUCCUAUUCAACAACCACAAUUGAUGUAAUAUGCAUUUCUUGCAAAUCAAGUGUUUUGAGUGUUGCAGCUCCUUUAUAUUAGGCUUUGCAUAGUAGACUGGUUUUGUGGUAUCCAACACCAAGGUCCAACAUCAAGGUUUUUUAAAAUGUGUAUAGUGUAAUAUUCAUGUGUUUCUUUUGAAAAAAAUAUUUCUAAAUGAUUCUCAAUUUAAACAAAAUAGAUGAGUCAUUUACAUGAGAGAAAAAAAAGCCAUGGUUAGGGGUUAAAUUGCCAAAUUUGACUAAUCUCAGGGUGACUUGGUCAUGCAGUGCUGUCAGUUUGCACGGUAGAACAAUCCUCCGCUGUGGUCGCUAGGGCUGCUAUGGGGUGUUGUGUAGAGAUGUGUUAUUCCAUGGACCAAAAGCCAAGGUGAAUUAUGCUGUCGCCAUGUUACCUAUGCUCUUUGAACUGUAUGUGUCAGUCUUUAAAUGACAACCCCCCCCCCUUACUUUUAUGUAAUAGUUAGGUAAAAAGAUGCAUUCUGUGUCCGCGCCUCAAUCAAUCAGUCCUCUUAAAACAGAAAUGAAAUGGUGUCACUGUAUCGCGGUAGGUCGGUACUCUUUUAAUAGCACUGUUCUCUUCACCUGCAGUUUGUUUAAUGAUCUUUUUGUAUGAAACUCUUUGUACACUGCCCAUGGAACUGUGUUGGUUAUGCUCUUUCAGCACUGUCAGUUUAGUAUACAUGUUUCUGUCUCUGUCUUAUUUCUUUUAAUUGGAAUGGGUUUUGAGUCCCUUUUCUGUGGUAAUAUAUCUACGUAUCUAGGUUUUUAUUCAGAUGAUGAAAUGUAAGAUUGAAGAAAGUGAAUUGUGUGCAUUGUGUCUGCUGCCGGGAUUGUUUGUUGUGACGUUCUGGAAUAUAUUUUCAACUCAUAAGGCCCCCCCCCAGUGGCUUUAAGCCCACCGUCAUGUCAUUGAAAUGUACUAUACCUUGUGUGGUCAUGAACAAAACACUGUUAUACCUCACAGAUUCACAUUUAGAAGUGAUCAUGACAUUUUUACAAUCUCAGAAAGUUUCGAUCUGGAUGUUUGUCAUGUUAUAAAUCCUUGGUUCAUUAUGAACAUUUUGUAACAUUUGGUAUUCAUUUCACAUAUUUUAUUCUGUUUUGUUUUCAAAAAGCGCAAAACAAUUGUACAAGGUCCACUUUUUGUGCACAGCAUAUUAUUUCAUACUAAAAUGACUAAACAUUACCUGCUA
Messenger RNA from Oncorhynchus nerka (sockeye salmon), 4090 nucleotides. Its product is annotated as transcription factor Sp3-like. Gene Ontology annotation, biological process: regulation of transcription by RNA polymerase II. The coding region runs from base 291 to 2351 and encodes 686 amino acids. The record is from RefSeq and is a predicted model, not a curated record. Gene Ontology annotation, molecular function: DNA-binding transcription factor activity, RNA polymerase II-specific; RNA polymerase II cis-regulatory region sequence-specific DNA binding. The transcript has 8 exons. Lineage: Eukaryota; Metazoa; Chordata; Actinopteri; Salmoniformes; Salmonidae.